Molecule: messenger RNA, 4470 nt
Organism: Camellia sinensis
Lineage: Eukaryota; Viridiplantae; Streptophyta; Magnoliopsida; Ericales; Theaceae
Source: RefSeq, a predicted model, not a curated record
GUUGCCUUUGCAAUUUACCAAAAUGCAACACAUACCAAAAAAGGGAGUGACAUGACAACACCCACCAAGUCACUCUUCGCUAGGAAGGAAGAAGAGACGGUGACGACGACUUUGCUAGUUUUCUUCGUCUUCUCACUCGCUUUUGAUCACUGUUAGCUCGAUCAAUUUCAACACAAAAGAGAUGAUGGGUAUUGGGUCUGUGGGUAAUGUUGGUUCGUUAUCGUCAUCGUCCAAUUUAUCGGCUUUAGCUCCUCCUUUUACAGUCGAUCGUUCCAAUCCCAAACCCAAUUCAAACCCACUUGCGCAUUUCACUGAAUCGCCCUAUGUGCCUUUCAAUUCCUCUUUCCCCAAUUGGCAAUAUUCACAUUCUUCAGCUUCGGGAACUAAUUUGUAUUCCAAUAUUGAUUUCGGAGUCGAUUCAAUUCGGACCACAUGUGUUCCUUCAGCCAAGGAUUAUUCUUACUUGGGAUCAAACUCUGUCAAUUCACCCACUACCCAUAUGCCCCCAUUAAUCCCUAAUGUUAGUUCCGCGACAGAUUCAUUCACUUUUCUGCAGUAUUCGAGUGGUAUACCAAGUAAUCGUGUUGAAGUCGAGCCAUAUUAUCCUCCGUUUGUCUCGACUCUUGUUGAUGAUGAUAACCCUUUGGUGGCGCUUAAUGAACCUAGCUAUGAUUUGUUGUCCAAUUCCUGUGUUGCCCCAUUGGAUGGAUCUUUUCAAGUUGAUUACACUCAAAGCUUGUCGGGUUUGGAGUACACACCACAGUGGGGUGGCUUUUGGAAUAGAUUGGCUGAUGGGGAACAGGGUGAACGGGUAGAACCGGAUGGAAGAUUCUGCUCAGAUGGGACAAAUUUUGCUGGUUCAUAUGUUUACGAGAAUUAUAUGAAACAAGGCGGUUGCACAGCUGAGGACUCAAGCAAAUGUGAAGAUACUUCUGCAGCUUCACAUAGAAAAUAUGUUGAUCUUUUGGGAAAAGAGAACAGAAUUGUGUCUCCAAGUACGGGAAAGUUGAAUUACAAAUCCUCUUCACUGCAAGAUCCCUGGUUUAUUUCCAGUGAAUCCUCAAGAACAUCAAUCUCAGGAAGCUCAAUGCUUCCGGAAUCUCAUGCACAGGUGCCAUCUCUAGAAUCAGCCACAAAUAUCUGGUAUCAGAAGCCAUAUGGUACAUCAUAUGAUAAGUUCUUCCAGCCGCUUGAUUCUUGCACAAAUGAUUUCAUAUCAGUAAAAAAGUCAUCCCCUGCUCUCGUCAUCAGACCUCCAUCCAUUGGUACCAGUUCUACAGUGCCAAAUACAGUUUCAUCUGAAGAUGCAAAUUCUAUUGGGAAUGUUGCAGCCAUUAACAGCAAGGAUUUUGGUUUCCACUAUCCCUCUAAUCAAAAGGAGCCUCACUUGCCACCGAGUAAUGACAAAGAAGGUUGCUUGGAUACUACUCAACCCAACUUACAUGUGGACAGAAGUGACUGUUUCUUUGUUGCAUCAUCCUCUACUAGAAAAGAAGAGCUGUCAAACAAGCCUGUUACUAAGGAUGUUGUGGAUCAUAUGUCUGAAGCUGGAAUGGAAUUCCAACUACCGGAUAUAAAUGUCCCAGAUGGCUUUACUUUGCCUCUUGAUAGUGCUAAAUGCUUUACUGUGGUUGAGGAUUCUUCCGAGAGUUUUGAUCAUUAUAAUGCUGUUGUUGAUUCACCCUGCUGGAAAGGUGCUCCGGCUUCUCCUUUUUCUCCACCUGAAGUUUCUGAAGCUUUAAGUCCACAGCAUCUUAUGAAGGAAUUGGAAGCAUGUAAUGGUUUGAAGAUUUUUCCUUCCUGCACUGAUGGUACUGUAAGGGUGUCCUGUGAAAAUCAAUUCGAAAAAAGUGUGUACGAGUAUAAUGGAUAUGUGGAACUUGGUUCAUUGAUUUGUCCCGAGAGACUUUCAAAUGCCAAUUUUCCAGCCAAGGAGCGUAGUUCAGCUGAUGCUGUGAAAGCAGGAUUCAAUUAUCCACAAAUGAGUAGCAACAAUAUACAAUUUUCUAAUGACAUCGGCAAACCAAGAAAAGAAUAUGAUGUUCCCACUGACUCAAAAAGUAAUCCUGAUAUGAAACCUUCUCACACCAAACCACCGGGUCUUGACAAGGGUGAGUUUGUAUCUCAAAGUGAGUUCAAAUUGUGCGCUGGUGUUGUGGACUCUGGGUUGAAAAUUAGUGAUACCUCAGAAAAUGAUUCUGUGUCAUUCCAUGCUAUGGAAAGUACUUGUUUUCCUUGUAAUUCAGAAGAUGUUAAUGAUCUGGCCAAACUGCAGGAAACGGCAUUGACUCCAAAAAUGAAUGCCCAGAUGCUGGUUAAUACAAUACAUAACCUUUCAGAAUUGCUUCUAUUUCAUUGUUCAAACGAUGCCUCUGCAUUAUCGGAACAUGAUCAUAAAGCCCUUAAGCAUGUAAUCAACAAUAUUGAUGCAUGUGUAUCACAGAGGAUGCUACCUAUGACUGCAACAGGAGAAUCAAUGCUUUCUCGACAAGGAACUUCUAAUGAAUCUAGAAAGUUACCUGAUCUUCGUAAGGGUGUCAUCGCUGGCGGUCCUCCAUUGACAAAGGAAGCAGAUGCUAGUUUUCAUGGUCAAUUUGAUCAUCAUGGCAUACACGACGGCAAGAGGAACAGAACUCUUUCUAGUAAGGAAGUUGAGAAAUUUCCGGAUUUUGUUUCUUUAAGCGAUGAUGUAGACAAUUUGAAAAACAAUAACACAGUCCAGGCUAUAAAAGAGGUCCUCAAGGAGGAUUUUAAUGGUUGUGGAGAGAUGCAAUCAGAAACACUACUGUACAAAAAUCUAUGGCUCGAGGCUGAAGCAGCCUUAUGUUUCAGUAGUUAUAGAGCUCGCUUCAAUCGUAUGAAGAUUGAGAUGGAGAAAUGCAAGUCGCACAACACAAAAGAUGUGGCAGAAACUAGUAAUGCCGUUGAGAAGCUACCGAGCUCCAAAUUUGCUCCUGAUCCAAACAUUAGUCAGAAAGUGACACCCGAGUCUGAUGAUAGCCCAAUGUCGGAUAAAUCCAUUCAGGAUUCUUCUAUUCCGAGUACAACCAAGAUUGUUGAUGAUGAUGAUGCAUCCACCAUGGCCAGAUUCUGUAUCCUGAAAUGCAGGGGUCAGAACUCGAGCGCUGUAAAUACAGAAGGCCAACAACGACUCAGAGAAACUAGUAAUGCUGCUGAGACGCUUCCGAGCUUCAAUUUUUCUCCCAAUCCAAGCAUAACCCAUGAAGUGACACCUGAGUCUAAAGAUAGCCCAAUGUUGGAGAAAUCCAUUCAGGGUUCUUCUAUUCCAAGUACAACCAAGGUUGUUGAUGAUAUUGAUGCAUCUGCCAUGGCCAGAUUCCAUAUCCUCAAACUUAGGGGUCAGAGCUUGAGUUCUGUAAAUACAGAUGGCCAAGGACUGGCAGAAACUAUUAACGCUGUUGAGAAGAUACCGAGCUCCAAAUUUUCUCUUGAUCCAAACAUCACUCGCAAAGUGACACCGAAGGCUAAUGAUUCUCCUAUUUUGAGUAAAACUAAGAUUAUUGAUGAUGUUGAUGCAUCCACCAUGGCCAGAUUCGAUAUCCUCAAAUGCAGGGUUCAGAACUCAAAUUCUGAAUGGGAACAACUGGCCCAGGUGGUUGAGUAUGGAUUUGCAGGCAAGGGAAAUGAUCGGCAACUGAUUGGAAACCGAUCAGAGCAUGGAAGUUUGGAAGUUGAAGUUGAUGAUGUUCAUGCAUCCACCAUGGCCAGAUUCGAUAUCCUCAAACGCAGGGGUCAGAACUCAAAUUCUGUAAAUACAGAACAGGAACGACUAGCCCAGGUGGUUGAGUCUGAAUUUGCAGGCAAGGGAAAUGAUUGGCGAUUGAUUGGAAACCGAUCAGAUCAUGGAAGUUUGGUAGUUGGUGAUGGGGCUCAUUUGCAGUAUUUCAGCGACAUCAGUAAAUUAGACAAAUUUGGCUCGUUUGUAGGUGGUUCUGAACAUGAAAAUGUGCAAGAGUUUCGUGUAUUUGCUAUGGAUGAUCAGGUGAUCCAGUAUGGUUGGAACAGGUUGGGAAGUGAGCUUCCUCCAGGUUGGGUUGAUAGCUCUUCAUCAGAUUGGGAAUAUGUACCGAAGGAUGAAUUUGCACGGGAAAACUGAUGGACCUCAAUUUGGGAUCUGAAUCCACACGGGUAAAUAAUCUCUUUUGGUUUUGUUCAUAUUUUGUGGUGGUUGACUUAUAUUUGUGGUAUGAGAAGGAGAGAGUGCUCCAAACUUGUAAAAAGCUUAUGGACUUCAUUUGAACUUGUCAAACCUGUAUUACCAUGCGGAUGUUAUCUGGGUUUUCUUUUUAUUUGUACUCUGCUAUGCUAUGCUUUGCUUCGCGGAGGCAGUUUUAGAGCUGAGUUGAAGAUAACCUGUGUGGUUGUACUGAGGAAAAAAAAACUGCACUUGAUCCCCUAUUCCUUUUGUACUUCGCCCUUAAAAUACACUGCUUCCCUGAACUUCAAAAA